CUGGAUAUUGUGGUAGUUUCGAUGCCAUUCAAUCAUUUUGCAAAUUGAAAUCCUAAAUGAUUAGUUACAGGUGCCCUUUUUAGAUAUUGAAUUAUGUAAAUGUUACUCAAUUUUGAGGUUAGAUACAUUACUUCUUUUUCUCUCUUCUUGGCUUAACGACCUCUGAAGAAAUGCCGGACAUUUCUAGCCUUCUGGACUUAUUUUUAACAAAUAGCCGGAUACUCAGUUCUUGGUUUGAAACAAAAUUUGGCAUUCUGAACUACAAAUCCAGUGCUUUCUCCAUCGAAGAACAUUCAACUCAACAAAUCUUGAGUAACCCUGCGACCUCAUCCAAAGCCUCCAAAUUUCAACCGCGAGGUGCCGGCACGCACCGCAACUUUAUUCAAACGUAGCAUUAUGUUGCAUGACAUUUCCUCCGCAACAACGGACCGAUUGUUGCAUCGACGUAAAGGUGGAACGAAAGAAACUUUGGCAUCCACUACCAUUUCCAUAGUGACCCGGGUGCAGAACGCACGCGUCACGGAAAAGAAGUUGAAGCGGUGGAAAGUGGACGCACAACACCCAUUGUUGUAGCAUUGAUUUCGCGCAUCGUUCCACAAACCGACUGCGCACGGUUCAGUCAACGUUGGGACGUCAAGCAAAAGGGUGUACACCUGCGGAACACAGCACGAACGUACGAAACGCUGUACGCCGGUUCAGUGUGUAGGUUUUGGGGUAUUCGAAUCAGCUGAUACCGGGUUGGAAGUUGGAACCCACGGUAAUACAGUAUGGAGUCGAAUGUGACCGAAACUGUUGGGGAGUCGCUGCAGCAACAGCUUGACCAUUGGUAUACCUUCUUGGUGGAGGAUCUGAGCGAUAAGCGUGCGGCACACCUACCAUUCCUGCACAGUCCACUAUGGCCAUUGUCGGUGCUCACCGUCUACUUCCUGCUCGUGUUCUACUGGAUACCGCACUACAUGCGCGAUCGCAAACCGUACGAUCUGCGCAAACUAAUGCUGGCGUACAACGUGUUCCAGGUGGUGGUGUGCUACUGUCUGAUCCGGCAGCUCGUACGGCACGGCUGGACAUUCCGCUAUCUGUACACGUGCGAGCUGGCCGACUACUCGACCAGCAAGGACGCGAUCGGGUUCCUGCACGCGGCCUAUCUCAACUACUGCGUCAAAUCGGCGGAGCUGGUUGAGACGGUGCUGUUUGCGCUGCGCAAGAAGCGCAGCCAAAUUUCCUUCCUGCAUGUGUACCAUCAUGUGUUCACCUAUUUGUUGGCCUGGAUCUUCGCCAAGUACGUUGGAGGAAGCAUGCUCACGUACACAAUCAUCGUUAAUUCGCUGGUGCACAUGUGCAUGUACUCGUACUAUCUGCUUGCAGUCAUACCGAACUAUGUGCCGUUUUCGUUGAGCAAGCUGAAACGAUAUAUCACCGCACUACAGAUUAUACAGCUAGGGAGCAUCCUGGUGAACAUCAUGUUCGCCAUGCGAAGUAGUUGCGCCAUUCCGCGUACCCACAUCCUGCUUUAUGCACCGUACAUGGUUGUGCUCAUAUCGAUGUUCAUCAACUUCUACAUGAAGACGUACAGUGGCAUCACCAAGGCACUUAACGUUUGCUACACCGACGGUGGCGUCCUUAGGAAGACUAAAUAGUGUACGAGUGUACACUAUUUGGAUGUGUUAUUAAAACCAGUGUUUACCAGAAAGUGUAAAGUGAGCGACGGAAGUGAGAAAUCCUACUUUAAGCACAAACAAACUUCCACUGAAAGUGAUGGAAUUUCGCAUUCGAAUUUCCGAUUAUCCGUGGAAUUUAAUUAGUUCCCAGUGAUCCCCGAAAAAAAAAAACAAACAACACGAAGUGCUACUGCUGCCAUGCGGGAAUAGUGGGUAAAGGGAAACGGGCAAUGGGAUGAAGGGCUGGAGGGACGAGUGUCAACAUUCUACAUAGCAUUUGCAUUGACAAACUGAUGCAAAAUUAAUUGCACACUUAUUUCUUUUCAACUUUGUACCGCACGCGCACACCCGUGACCCUACACGACACGGCUGUAGAUACAUUUGAUUCUGUUGGGUGAUUUCAGGCAGCCUACACUCUUGCACAUAUAUUAUGCGGAUGAAUAAUAAUUAGGCUUUCCGCUUCCUUAUCGGUGAACCGGCGUGAUCAACCGAAUGAUAUGAUUUCACGAAUUGUUCCGCACAACAGGCAAAAAGCUCUACUAUUAUGCAUUAAAUGUAUAAACACUUAGCAUUUUCAAUUGCGGUCCGCGAUUGGUACUGCGUUUGAUACUAUUAAAUUAUCUGCUUAGCUUGUAAGAUCCACUAUCGUAAAGCGAGAGGGAAAAGAAAAAGCUUUUAAACAAUUUGUGCAACACAAUAAAGAGAGCAAUAGCAAUAUAGUAAAAGCAGUGAUCGCCGCAAGUUAUGUAGAAAUAAAAACGAAACGCAACGAACGAUCGAGAAAUGAUUGAUCAAAAAUAUAA
Messenger RNA from Anopheles funestus (African malaria mosquito), 2461 nucleotides. Its product is annotated as elongation of very long chain fatty acids protein 4-like. Gene Ontology annotation, biological process: fatty acid elongation, saturated fatty acid; fatty acid elongation, monounsaturated fatty acid; sphingolipid biosynthetic process. Gene Ontology annotation, cellular component: endoplasmic reticulum membrane. Bases 768 to 1637 code for a protein of 289 amino acids. Gene Ontology annotation, molecular function: fatty acid elongase activity. NCBI's taxonomy places the organism in Eukaryota, Metazoa, Arthropoda, Insecta, Diptera, Culicidae. The record is from RefSeq and is a predicted model, not a curated record. The transcript has 4 exons.